This is a messenger RNA of Pseudoliparis swirei, 2003 nucleotides long. It is a transcript of the gene poglut3, whose product is annotated as protein O-glucosyltransferase 3. Gene Ontology annotation, molecular function: protein binding; glucosyltransferase activity. The record is from RefSeq and is a predicted model, not a curated record. Gene Ontology annotation, cellular component: endomembrane system. Bases 149 to 1714 code for a protein of 521 amino acids. Lineage: Eukaryota; Metazoa; Chordata; Actinopteri; Perciformes; Liparidae. The transcript is spliced from 6 exons.
UCCAAGUAACAUUUCCGACACCCCCUGAAGAUAUACCGGAAAUGGGCGUGUCUCUCUUCACCAACAUGUCGGCAUAGAAGUUUUUAUUAAAACUUUACUGUCUCUAUUCAAUACAUGUAGCCGUGCAGCUGUUCGCAGUAGAAGGAACAUGGUGUGUGAGCGCAGCGGAGACUUCGCGAGGCCUUUCCGGGAUAGUUUAAUCAUUAACGCGGUAGUUGUGCUGGUCGUAAUCAGCACAACGGGGCCGGUGUCUGCCCGGGAAGGAGUCCGCGCAGAGAGAUGCCUCCUCUGGGGUCCGGGGCUGACGCGCGACGCGGUUCUCCCGGUCCGCUACUUCUUUAUUCAGGCAGUCGGUUCCAACGGAGAAAACCUGACUGUGUCUCCAGGUAAAGACACAUUUCAAGUGAAGAUAAGUCCGCGGGACAAGCACGAGCACUUCCGUCUCCACGCCCCGCCUCCCCUGGACCGAGGGGACGGGUCCUUCCUGGUGCGGUACCGGCUCUACAGCACGGUGCUGGACGGCCUCACGGUGGAAGUCUUCCAUCGGGACGCUGCUGUGGCCAAGUCGCCCUACACCAUCCCAGGUCCGGUCUAUCACGAAUACUGCGACUGCCCGGAGCCCGAGGCCUCCGUGUGGAGGAGCGCCAUGCGGUGUCCCGCCCAGGAGCCUCAGGUCUCGGCGGACUUCAAAGCGUUCCCGACGGUCGACCUGCAGCGGCUCAGACAGGAAGUGCCGCGCAGGUUCGCCAACCGAGGAGGCCUCGUCCACUACGCCAUCAUCGACAACCGGCUGCACCGCCGCACGCUGGGGAAGUACACCGACUUCAAGAUGUUCUCUGAUGAGAUGCUGCUCUCGCUCACCAGGAAGGUGAGGGUGCCCGAUGUGGAGUUCUUCAUCAACGUGGGCGACUGGCCGCUGGAGACCAGGAGGGCGGACGCCGUGCCCGUCCUGUCGUGGUGCGGCUCUGUCGAGACGCGGGACAUCGUCCUCCCCACCUACGAGGUCACACACUCCACCCUGGAGGCCAUGAGAGGCGUCACCAAUGACCUGCUGUCCAUCCAGGGAAACACAGGGCCUCCGUGGAUUAACAAAACGGACCAGGCGUUUUUCCGCGGCCGGGACAGCCGGGAGGAGCGCCUCCACCUGGCGGCUCUGUCCAAGCAGAGCCCCGAGCUGCUGGACGCCGGCAUCACGGGCUGGUUCUUCUUCAGGGACCGCGAGAAACACGUCGGCAAGGCGCCGCUCGUCGGCUUCUUUGACUUCUUCAAGUACAAGUACCAGGUGAACGUGGACGGGACGGUGGCCGCCUACCGGUUCCCGUACCUGAUGCUGGGGAACAGUCUGGUUCUGAAGCAGGACUCUCAGUACUACGAGUAUUUCUACGGCCACCUCCAAGCCGGCACGCAUUACGUCCCCGUCCAGAGGAACCUGACGGACCUUCUGGACAACAUCCGCUGGGCCCGGGAGAACGACGCGGCGGCGCGGGCCAUCGCCAGAGCGGGCCAGGCGGCGGCCCGCGAGCUGCUGCAGCCCGGCCGGCUGUACUGCUACUACCACGCCGUGCUGCGCGCCUACGCCGAGCGGCAGGCGGGGCGGCCCGCGCGCCACGCCCACAUGGAGGCGGUGCCUCAGCCCGACGACCAAUCGGCCGCGUGCGCGUGCGAGCGGAAAACCCACGAAGAAGAAGAACCCGACGUGAAGGACGAACUAUGAUGCGCUCGUCCGUCUCGACUUAUUCCCCGCCGUGUAAAGAGAGAGAGAGAGAGAGCGCUGCUGGGCGCUCCUGACCGGCACCAGAACAUGUGAACGUCGUGUUUACGAUUCGUGGGACAAUUCUGCUUUGUGCCUUUUUGGUUUUUAGUUUGGACGGGACGAUUGAGGAGUCAUCUGAAGAGAUGCUGAGUGUCGACCCGCCUGAGACUCGUCUUGCUGUCCUGAACGAGUCUUCUGCCUGCCGUGUUUCUACAGGAGCCCAGAGCGGACAAACGAGGCGCUGCCGGGG